AUGCUCGCCCUCAUCCAGAACAGCAGUAGUCUGGUUUAUAUCUGGUACCAGAAUCUGCUUUAUGUUACUCUUGUGUUCAACUUGGAGGAGACCAAAGGGGGACCCAGUGAUGAUGAGGCUCUGUACUCAUCUCUCGCAAUGUUAACCAAAGACGGACACUUCACGUUGUGUGUUGGUGAUGACAUACGGACAUACAAGUCUUUGAAGAGUCAAAGCCCUCAGACCAAACCUCCUCUCUCAGAGAUUUGUCUCACCUGUUCUCACUCAGAGAUAUCCAGAGUGAACUGGAAAAACUUCUUCCAAACCUAUAAUGAGAUCAAAAGCUUCAGUGAAGAAUGCGGAGAGUUUGAUGACCGGUGUGAUGCCCUGCUGUCUUUCCUGGACUCUGUGCCUGGUCUGAAGGAGGUGGAUCUGAAAGUGAUCCGAGUGACUGAGAACUGGGCUACCAGGAUGCUCUCCCUCAUGCAGACCUGCCCCAGCUUACAACACAUUGGGGUUGUGACCGAUGCAGAGUUGCCGAAGAGAGACAGCGUUGAAGAGUGUCUCUGUGUGUCCCUGUCCAUGUCCAACAGAAAUGGAGACUUCACGCUGUCCAUCGAGGGGCGUGGCUGGAUCAGGAGCGUGUUUAUGGGCUUCAGCAGUGCGAAGAGCUUGAGUCCACAGACCAAAUCAUCUCUGUCGAGAAUCAGUCUCACCUGUCCACACUCACAGAUCUCCACCAUCAGGUGGACAGGUUUCCUCCGGACGUUUAAUAAAGUAAACGGCCUAACGGAGAGCUGUGAGAAGUUUGAUGAGCAGUUUAAUGCCCUGCUCUCUUUCCUGAACUCUGUGCCUGGUUUGAAGAAGGUGGAUCUGAAUGUGAACAUCUUGUCUAAGAGCUGGGCUACCAGGACCCUAGACCUCAUCCAGACCUGCCCCAGUCUACAGGACAUCAGGCUGGCUGCUGGUUUUGGAGGGAAGGGUUUGUUACUGGAGGAGGGAAUAAAGUUACUCCAGGAGUCCGAGAAAGGCCCGGACUGCACUCUGACCUUGGACGGGUGGAGAUGCACUAAACCCAGUGAUCAGUGCACUGGGGAGGAGGACUGGAACCUCUACUGCAACCAGAGAGUCAAGCUCCAGAUCUGUGGGCAGACCUGCACAGAGGAAUGCCUGACCUGAAUACAUCACAAUACACAAUACAUCAGAAAAACAGGAUGAAGAAGGGGACUGAUGACGAGGAAGACAGCACAGUAACGGACCGAGACGAGAAGGAGAACGCGUCUGAGGAUUCAUCUCUCCUCAAUACACGAGUUUAGCAUUCGUGUCUGACUUGAGCGACCAGUUAAGCUCAAACAUGUCCGGUUGUGCUCAGGUUGUGCA
Messenger RNA from Chanos chanos (milkfish), 1359 nucleotides. RefSeq lists its product as uncharacterized. The coding region runs from base 1 to 1158 and encodes 385 amino acids. The transcript has 9 exons. The record is from RefSeq and is a predicted model, not a curated record. Lineage: Eukaryota; Metazoa; Chordata; Actinopteri; Gonorynchiformes; Chanidae.